Striga hermonthica is the source of this 657-nucleotide messenger RNA. NCBI's taxonomy places the organism in Eukaryota, Viridiplantae, Streptophyta, Magnoliopsida, Lamiales, Orobanchaceae. The record is from the annotation of a GenBank genome assembly.
AUGAAUAUUCAACUCCAAAAACAGAGUAUUUUUUUCCUGUUUUUAAUCUCGAUUUUGUUGCUAUGGACACGGGUCGAAUCUAUUCGGUUCGAUAUCGAGUCGGGUCAAUCCAAAUGUAUAGCCGAAGAUGUUACGAGCAGUUCAAUGACACUCGGGAAGUACACAAUCAUAAAGCCUAACGAGGGACAUGUUUUGCCUGAUACUCAUAAAAUCACUGUCCGGGUUCAAUCGACUUAUGAAAAUGUAUUGUAUCACUCUUCGGACAACGUGACUGAAGGGCAAUUCGCAUUCGAAACGGGCGAGGCAGGUGAUUACGUGGCUUGCUUUUUCGUGGCCGAGCACAAUCCUCCGGUUUCGUUCACCGUGGAUUUUGAUUGGAAGUUCGGUUUUGCCGCCAAGAAUUUGGUCAAUGUUGCGACGAAAGGUUCUGUUGAAUCGAUGGAAUUGGAAUUGAAGAGUAUGUUCGGGACAGUACAGUCCAUUCACGACGAGAUGUUUUAUCUUCGCAAAAGGGAACAAGAAAUGCAGCAACUGAAUGCAUCUACAAACUCGAAAAUGGGAUGGUUUUCAUUACUGUCGAUUCUCAUCUCGUUAUCUGUGGCGGGAGUGCAGUUUUGGUACCUGAAAUUUUUUUUUCAGAAGAAGAAGAUUAUUUAA